AUGCUCGCUACUGUAUGUCGUCAUAUCAUUAUUAUAGCUUUUAUGGCUAUAGAUGACUUUCGAAAACUCGAUGGGUUAUCUGGAUCUGACAUUUAUAAUGCUGGAGUUUGUCUGGCAUACCUUGUUGUCUCUUUCCAUGCCCAAUUCUUCACUAUACCUCUUCUCCUCAUCAAUUCUUAUAUCAGUGCUCAGCUUCAUUUGACAAUUAGUAAGCUCCGCCCAGAAUACGAUGGAGAUGAUUUGUAUGAAAUAGUUGACGGAUCAGAAGAAAGUUCAACAAAGAAAAUUGAUGUCUAA
Caenorhabditis remanei is the source of this 297-nucleotide messenger RNA. RefSeq lists its product as uncharacterized. Bases 1 to 297 code for a protein of 98 amino acids. Lineage: Eukaryota; Metazoa; Nematoda; Chromadorea; Rhabditida; Rhabditidae. The transcript is spliced from 4 exons. The record is from RefSeq and is a predicted model, not a curated record.